Molecule: messenger RNA, 510 nt
Organism: Symbiodinium necroappetens
Lineage: Eukaryota; Dinophyceae; Suessiales; Symbiodiniaceae
Source: the annotation of a GenBank genome assembly
AUGGCAGAUCGGAGUUUCGAAGAGGAUGCCGAGUGGGCCUGCUACUUGCCCGACAUCGCGAACAGGCUUUACUUUGCUCUCAGUGAUCCCCCGUCGUUGGAAGUCUAUGAAGACUUCUUAGAAAUGGGAAUGGAGGCGAUGCGAGAAUGCCUGCUGGAACUCUAUGUCCAACUGCCGCUUGAAGACGAGGAUGACCUACUUGUCCUGAGGUAUGCGAUCGAUGUGUUCACAUCAUUGCGCUAUCAAGCCAUCUGGAGUCCAAUGGAGAGGAUUACGACAGGAAUCCCAUUGCGCAGCCCGCAGCCGAAAACAGAAGGACCUGUCCGACUCCUCAACAUCAGAAAUGCUCUAAACCCCGAAAAGUUCUUGGCAGAGAUAACCAAUGGCCUGGACUUUGUGACAUCCUUGAACACGACAGAGAAGCCCCCCGGCAGCCUCAGUUGGUCACGGGUAUCCGCAGUUUGGAAGAAGGCAAUGCGCAUUCCAAUCGAUCUUCAUUCUCUUGACUAA